GCGUCCCCGCCGCCAGCCAGCCUGCCUGCCAGCCAGCCUGCCUGCCAACCGGGCAGCAGAGCGGGCGAGCGGGAUGGCGGCGGCUCCGGCUGCGGGCUCCGGGCGGCGGGCUCCGGCGGCGGCGACCGGGGGCUCGUCCGCCCUGCGCGCGCUGGCGCCCGCCUCGCUGCUGCUGCUGCCCGCCGAGGCCGAGACCCGGCAGCGCCUCCUGCGCACCGCCAAGAAGGAGGUAAAGCAAAUAAUGGAGGAAGCCGUCACAAGGAAAUUUGUGCACGAGGACAGCAGCCACAUCAUUUCUUUCUGCGCCGCUGUCGAAGGCUGCAUCCUUCACGGGCUCAAGCGCCGGGCGGCCGGUUUCCUGCGGAGCAACAAGAUCGCUGCCCUGUUUAUGAAGGUGGGCAAGAGCUUUCCCCCUGCCGAGGAGCUCUCCCGGAAAGUGCAGGGUCUGGAGCAGCUCAUCGAGAGCACGCGAAACCAGGGCUCCAGCCUGCAGGAAGGCCCUCGCAAAGCUCCGAGGCCCCCCGGCCUCUCCCCGCAAGCCAUCAAGCACCUCUGGAUCCGGACGGCGCUUUUUGAGAAGGUCCUGGACAAAAUUGUGCACUACCUGGUGGAAAACAGCAGCAAAUACUACGAGAAGGAGGCUUUGCUCAUGGAUCCGGUUGAUGGGCCCAUCCUGGCCUCUUUGCUGGUGGGUCCUUGCGCCCUGGAGUACACCAAGAUGAAGACGGCUGAUCACUUCUGGACCGAUCCCUCAGCAGACGAGCUGGUCCAAAGACACCGGAUCCACAGCUCCCACGGCCGGCAAGACUCACCAACCAAGCGCCCGGCACUCUGCAUCCAGAAGAGGCACUCCAGCGGCAGCAUGGAUGACCGGCCCUCCCUGUCCGCCAGGGAUUACGUGGAGUCGCUGCACCAGAACUCCCGGGCCACCCUCUUGUACGGCAAAAACAAUGUCUUGGUGCAACCACGAGACGACAUGGAAGCCAUUCCGGGCUAUUUAUCCCUUCACCAGACAGCCGAGGUCAUGACGCUGAAGUGGACCCCAAACCAGCUGAUGAACGGCUCUGUGGGCGACCUGGACUACGAGAAAAGCAUUUACUGGGACUACGCCAUGACCAUCCACCUGGAGGACAUUGUCUACCUUCACUGCCACCAGCAGGCAGUAGACAGUGGGGGCACCGUGGUCCUAGUCAGCCAAGAUGGCAUCCAGCGCCCCCCGUUGAGGUUCCCGAAGGGGGGGCAUCUGCUUCAGUUUCUCUCCUGCCUGGAGAACGGCCUGCUGCCCCACGGCCAGCUGGAUCCGCCCCUCUGGUCACAAAGGGGAAAGGGGAAAGUGUUCCCAAGACUGAAGAAACGCAACCUGCAGGGGCCUGCGGAGCCGUCCUCGGACAGGGAGGAAGAGGAGGCCACGGAUUACGUCUUCCGGAUCCUCUAUCCAGGCAUCCAAGACUUCGCUGUGGUUAAUGGCUCUUGUCUUGCCCCCACCGCUGCCACCGUUGGUGCUUCUGGGCAAGAGACGAUUUGGAUGGCCCGGAUCCCUGGCAAAGUGGUGGUGACCCCCAAAUGGCCCCUGAGUCUUCCUGGGGGGGCCCUUCCUUCUCCCACCAGCUCGGAGUCCAGACAGCACUGCUCUGCCCAGGAUCUGAUGGAGGCGCCAGGCAGCGCCCUCCCUUCCAUGUGGCAGCCAGGCACCCACAAGGCCUCCUGCUCUUCCUGCGCCCAGGGGGGACCCACCGAGAGCGGCCUGUUGAAUGGCUGCAACCACGAAAGAGCCCCCCUGAAGCUGUUGUGUGACAACAUGAAGUACCAAAUUGUCUCUCGGGCAUUUUAUGGCUGGCUGGCCUACUGCCGGCACCUUUCAACCGUCCGGACGCACCUCUCGGCGCUGGUCAACCACAACAUCGUGUCUCCUGAGGUGCCCUGCGAGGCCAGCUCGGGGCUGACGGCGGAGAUCUGGGGGCGGUUUCUCCAGGACAGCACGAGCUACCAGGAGAAGGAGCUCCUUCGGCUGGUCUACUUCGGUGGAGUCCAGCCUGAGAUUCGGAAGUCCGUUUGGCCCUUCCUGUUGGGCCAUUAUCAGUUUGGGAUGCCGGAGGCCGAGAGGAAAGAGGUGGACCUGCAGACCCGCGCCCACUACGAGCAAACCAUGGCUGAGUGGCUGGGCUGCGAGGCCAUCGUCCGGCAGCGGGAGAAGGAGUCACACGCCGCGGCCUUGGCCAAGUGCUCCUCGGGGGCCAGCCUGGAGUCCCAGGUGGGGUCCCUGAGGCACCGCGACUCCACCAUCAGUGACGGCUCUUCCCAGAGCAGCAGUUUUGGCCCUCAGAACCUCAGCCAGCUGCAGAGCGACUCCAGCGGCAGCACCCAGGUAUUUGAAUCGGUAGAGGAGCUGGAGCAGACGGAAGCGGAGUUGAAGCUGGAGGCCGGCAGGCGGGCGGCUCUGCCCAAGGGGGGGCUCCCUGAGGCCGGCUCCUGCUCCCCCAACUCCGGCCACCCUUCCUCCCAGAACUUCUCCGUCGCCUCAGCCUACUCGGAGCAGAGCGUCAGCAAUGAGGAGGGCUGGCCGGAGGGAGGGAAAGGGGGGGCCCCGCAGACCGUCGGGGAAGGGCCCUCGUCUGCCACGGAAAGUGGCCCCCUGGACGGCAAGGGGGAGGCAGAAGGGCCCCAGGGGGGAGUCCCUGCGGCCAAGAGCCUGGACGCCUUCAUCGGGAUGGGCAAGGAACUGCCCGGGAAAGAGGGGGGCCCCCUCUCCGUGGCUGACCACUGGGCCCUGCCCGGUGCAGAGCAGCAGCCGAGUUCCAUGGGGAGUGAAGACGACCUCUCGGAAGAGCCCGAGAUGGAGAGCCUCUACCCAACACUGGAUUCGCACUCGCUGGCUGUCACCGACCUCACCUUGAGCGAAGUCUCCCCUGUCUCCUCCUCGGGGGUGACCUACUCGCCGGAGCUCCUGGACCUCUACACGGUCAACCUGCACCGGAUCGAGAAGGACGUGCAGAGGUGUGACCGGAACUAUUGGUACUUCUCCCCGGGCAACCUGGAGAAGCUGCGGAACGUCAUGUGCAGCUACAUCUGGCACCACAUGGACGUGGGCUACGUCCAGGGCAUGUGUGACUUGCUGGCUCCUCUGCUUGUCAUCCUGGACGAGGAAGCUCUGGCCUUCAGUUGCUUCACGGAGCUGAUGAAGAGGAUGAAUCAGAACUUCCCCCACGGGGGAGUCAUGGACACCCACUUCGCCAACAUGCGAUCCCUCAUCCAGAUUCUGGACUCGGAGCUCUUCGAACUGAUGCACCAAAAUGGGGAUUACACCCAUUUCUACUUCUGCUAUCGCUGGUUCCUCUUGGAUUUCAAGCGAGAGCUGGUCUACGAGGAUGUCUUCACUGUCUGGGAGACGAUCUGGGCAGCGGCCGAGGUCUCGUCGUCCUGCUACGUCCUCUUCAUUGCCCUGGCCCUGGUGGAGGUGUAUCGGGACAUUAUUCUGGAGAACAAUAUGGACUUCACAGACAUCAUCAAGUUCUUCAACGAGAUGGCUGAGCGGCACAACACCAAGCAGAUAAUGCAGCUGGCACGGGAACUGGUCUCCAAGGUCCAGACACUCAUUGAGAACAAAUGAUUUGGGAAGCCCUCCGAGGAGGACGGCCACCCCCGCCUGCCUGGCCUUGGAGGCUGAAGGUGGCCAUGGAGACAGGAUGCAACGGGUCCCUGGGCUCCCACCCCCUGGAAGGGCAGCAGAUGAAAGCCUGGUCUCGCCAGUCUGCCGGGGAGCCGAUUCUGACACUUAACCAAAGAACUCAGCCCCUCCCUCUCCUGUCUUGGUCAGGUGGGGGAGGCAUUUGACCUGGCACGAAGCUGGUUUCGAAGGGGGGGGGCUUUGGAGAAGAUGGCAGGAACUGGCCACUCCUUAGUUUUCCCCUCCAGAUCUUCCUGCCAUGCACGUGAGUUGGGGGCGUGGGACUUUCCCCCAGAUCCGGUCCCACCCCGGUGGAGGGCCCGGGGGCUGGCUCUUCCCCUUCGGUCUUGGAAUAGACCUUCUCUGCCUUCACGAUUGGGCUGCUCUUUGGGGCCAUCCCUGCCCUGGAGCUUUUCUGCUCGUUCCCCCGGCCUUUGUGCCAAAUUCCUGCUGCCAUAUUGACUGAUGGAUUUCUGCUUUCGUGAAAAGGGACUUGGCUCCCUGCGCUGGUCUGGCAGGUUCCUGCAUCGUUUCCUUCUGCUUGGGGCUCGGAGCCGCUCGUCCUCCCCUGCUCUCAGGGAGACCUUCUGCCUGGCUCCCUGUUUUCUGACAGAGCACUAGAGGGAAGCGUUUCUCCAGCCCAAGUGGCUCCAUCUUUUCAGUCUGUGGCUGUCGUGGGAUCGUGUCCAUCAGCGCCCCCCGCUCAUUCUUCUCUAAGGUCUCCCUUCUGAGCGACCUCUCAGUCGCCUUUGGAAGCAAGGCCUUGUGAAGGGGGCAACCCACUUGGUCCUGCCGGAGCCCUGCCUCUGCCUUGUCUUCCUGGCCAGCUCCAGAGUCACCAGUCAGCGGGGACCUCGGCUUCUUGGGAAGGGAGGAAGGGUUGACGGUUUGGUUUCUUUAAACUCAGGUGUUUUUCAAGAGGAGCAAAAUGGGGCUUUUUUGCCUAUCAAAAUCUGCCAGAAAAAAGCAUCCGUUUGAGCUAAGCAAGUACCUAUGUUUUUGCUGUGAAAAUGGUUUCCUGCAAGCCAGAAGAUGUUUAGCCAUAGCUGUUCCCCUUCCUUCCUUCCUUCCUUCCUUCCUUCCUUCCUUCCUUCCUUCCUUCCUUCCUUCCUUCCUUCCUUCCUUCCUUCCUUCCUUCCUUCCUUCCGAAGGACCCGUCUCCUGAACAGUGUUGCAGUUCCUCUGUGGGCUUCUAAUCUUCCCAUUCCAUUUUGGAGAGGGAAAAGUAACACAAAGAGCUUCUGUUCUUCUCUGUUAGCUUGCGUGCAUAUGUGUUUGUGCAUUUCUAGUACAUAUAUGUGUGUGUGUAUAUUUAACAUUGUCUGUUGAACCUAAGCAGAACAUUUGGCCAUUCUUGGCAACUUCUUUGCAGGAGAUUUGCUGGACUUCAGAGGAAGGGAGGGCAGGUCUGCAAUUAUUGUUCAUUUCUAGUUGCUAUUUCUACAGUCGCUUCAAACAUUUAAGUGGGCUUCCUUUUGCAAAUCCCAGGGAAAUUUAGUUGAGGAAAUGGAAGUGGCUGACUUCCAAAUUGUAUAGACCAAGGAGGAAAUACACUUUGCAGAAAUAUUAUCGUAGGUAAAUUUAGUUGAGGAGGAAGAUGAUGAUGUUGAGGGGUGGAGGAGGCAAAUUAGGCUCCCUUUGCACUUCCACAAGCUUUCUCAAUAAAAUACUUGUUGUUUCUUGUGGUUCUGAGAACAGCAAGGCCAUCUUGGUGAGGGGGUGUAGACUGGGUGAUCUUAUUGGUGAAAACACAAGGAAACGCCUGCCCUGGCCACCUGGUCCAUUCUUGGCCACCUUUUCGCUCUCUCAUUCUCCCCACCCCGCUUUACAGAAAAGGGAGCAUUUAGACACCAAGAUUUCUGGAUUUUUGAAACUAACUCCUCUUUUAAAAUGCUUUCUCUGGGCUUUUUCUCUGGGCUAUAGGUGGGCAAACUAGAAUUUUGGAUCAUCAGUUGGAUGUCCAAAAGAUACAGUACGUGUGUGAGAGUGUAUGUGUGCAAAUGUGCAUUUUAAUUGUGCUGGGCUAUCACAUUUUGGAUAUUGCUCUAGUGAUCCUUCUUUCUUAAAAGCACAAUCCUGAGUGAGUGACCUUGUUCCUUUUGAACAAGAAAACUAAGCCAGAUCUCUUUCAUAAACGCCUGGGUAGGCACCCCCUGGUCGAUGGGGAUGGGGGCAUUUCAGGCUGGGUGUGAUGAUGCCCCAGUCGAGACCAGCAGUGACUCUUCGGUGACCCCCCCCCCUUCCCAAGCUGUAGGGCAGCAGCUGAACUGUUUAAUGUAAAGAGCCACCAGCGGAGUUCCUAGCAGGGGAGCAGCCCAGCUUUUUCCCCCCAGCCUUCACUUGGAGUGCCUGGCCUAUUCAGAGAACGUUCAGUGCAGUUGAGAAUCUCCCAGGGAGGCUGUGUUGGGCAACGCAGCUCAGGCCCCUGGGGGUGACUCUUGUAGGACUGUGGGAAGCACUUCUUCUUCCAUUGCAAAAGCCAGCCCAGGAAUUGUGCCUGGUCCUUGCUGCCGUUGAAGCCAGAGAGCGGAUUAUGACUCUUGGAGAGCAGGACCCACCCGUGUGCGCAUGUGGGGGAAACAGUUACAAAUGCAAGGGAGACAUUAUUUAUAUGUGUUUAUGAAUUCUGUGUGUCCUGAGGUCUGUGUGCAUGAAUUCCUAUGCAAACAGAGAUGUAUUUUUUGUCGCCGUCUCAAAAUGUAUCUUGUAAACAUUUUAGCAGGAAAUUGUCUUGUAUAUAGCUACAGAUUAUACAGAUAACUAGCUCAUGCAUAUAUAUGUGUGAGCAAGUGUGUAUACACGUGCAUACGCACACACAUGCAUGCAUGCAUAAAAAGAUGUCUGGAUUAAGCAGGGCAGGGCAAGAGCUUUGGGUGAUCUUGAGGACUUCCCUCCCUCCAGUGUGUGUUGAGGGGACAUUUUUCUCUUUCGCUUUGGUGUCUGCAAAAGGAAGGGAGUUGAGGAAAGCUUUAUCAGCUCAUAACAUUACUGUUUAUUUAUAACCGAAGUGAUGUGCUGCUUCCCAUAAAAUAUUGGGGAACAAUUUAUAAGUUACCUGUGGCCAGAGCAUCUGUGUCAUCAGGAGGUAGAGUCCAUGUUUGAAGCAGCCUUUUCACCCCGAGAUAAGCAACCUUCUGCCGGGUCGGUCCUGAAAGGCUUAUUCCGUGGGCAAUGAUAGUUUCACUCCCAGGGAGAGGGAUGGGCACCCGCCUCAGGUGUCCAGUAAUUCUUCUGGGCUGGGAGGGGGGGCUGCGUGCUUGAGUUGCAGGGUGGGGGGGAGGCAAACCCCUCUUUCAGACAGGGAUUGUCCUGGCUCAGCCUGGUGAUCACUGACCCCUUUUUGCUGCAUUUGUCUUAAAAUAAAACUAAUCCAGACUUUUCUGCCUCCCCUCCCCAGAAGGGGAUUUGUGUACUAAUAAUAGUUUUCUGUGGGGUAAAAAUCCAGGCACCCUUUGAAAAGUUCCUAGCCUUCUCUGCUUUGAAACUUGCUUCUCCAGCCCCCAGUGAUGCCAGGAGGUUUUCAGAGAAAGCUGUGUAGCAACUGCUGCCCAACACACAAAUCUGCUGCUGCUUGUAUGUGUGUGUUUUGUGUGUGUGUGUGUGUGUGUGUGUGUGUGUUGGGCUUAUUUCAUCCCUUCAGGAAGUGCCUCCUGGCAUCGUAGUUUCUCUGGUUCGUGUUUUGUCGGGUUUUAAAAACAAAUGCUGAUUUAUUAUUUUUUAAAAAUGUUUGAAUUUUACCCUUGUUCCGUUGUUGUCAUUGACUCAAUCAUGCUUUGGAAUUUUGUUAAUUCUGACUGUAAUUUGUGUCUGUGGGGCCAGAAAGAAAAACAAAGAGAAAGUUAUAUAUUGCCUAUGGUUCUAUGUAUUUUCAAAUGCACAGUAAAAGAGGAAAACGCAUA
Crotalus tigris (Tiger rattlesnake) is the source of this 7563-nucleotide messenger RNA. It is a transcript of the gene SGSM1, whose product is annotated as small G protein signaling modulator 1. Gene Ontology annotation, molecular function: GTPase activator activity. The coding region runs from base 74 to 3607 and encodes 1177 amino acids. NCBI's taxonomy places the organism in Eukaryota, Metazoa, Chordata, Lepidosauria, Squamata, Viperidae. The transcript has 25 exons. Gene Ontology annotation, biological process: activation of GTPase activity. The record is from RefSeq and is a predicted model, not a curated record.